AUGCUACGAGGUAUAGCAUGGCAGGUUAGGAAGGAGAUCCGGAGUGACUCCAAGGGACAGGAUCAACCACCAGUUGAUCGGGGCUGCACCAUUGAGCAAUUUACCCGGAUGAGUUCGUCAACAUUUGUAGGAGGAGCAGACCCGAUCGUGCCUAAGGAUUGGGUUCAGGAGACAAAAGAGCUUUUGGUUAUUCUACAUUGCACUGAGGAGCAGUGGGUGCAAUACGCGACUUUUAAAUUGGUUGGGGAGGCUAAGCGGUGGUGGAGAGUGGUAAAGCUAGUGGAAGAGCAGAGGUCGGGAUCUACGUACGUGACCAAGUUUAUAGAGCUAUGUCACUUCGCUUCAUACAUGGUCUUGGAUGAGUCGAAGAAGGCCCAAAGGUUUGAAAAGGGCCUGAGGCAGGGGAUACGCGCACAAGUAGUAGCAUUUUUGGCCCAGAGUUUCUCUAAGCUAGUGGACAGGGCCAUAACAGUAGAGGCCAAUAUAUAG
Malania oleifera is the source of this 489-nucleotide messenger RNA. RefSeq lists its product as uncharacterized. NCBI's taxonomy places the organism in Eukaryota, Viridiplantae, Streptophyta, Magnoliopsida, Santalales, Ximeniaceae. The record is from RefSeq and is a predicted model, not a curated record. The transcript is spliced from 2 exons. The coding region runs from base 1 to 489 and encodes 162 amino acids.